Messenger RNA from Megalops cyprinoides (Indo-Pacific tarpon), 5939 nucleotides. Its product is annotated as nuclear receptor-interacting protein 1-like. Gene Ontology annotation, cellular component: nucleus. The transcript has 2 exons. The record is from RefSeq and is a predicted model, not a curated record. Gene Ontology annotation, molecular function: signaling receptor binding; transcription coregulator activity. Bases 822 to 4166 code for a protein of 1114 amino acids. Gene Ontology annotation, biological process: regulation of transcription by RNA polymerase II. Lineage: Eukaryota; Metazoa; Chordata; Actinopteri; Elopiformes; Megalopidae.
CUAGCUCUUGAGAUCUUUUGGAGGGCAUGUGGAAAGUGCGGCCAUGUCAGGUUACGUGACGUGGGCGAUUCCUCAGCACUCUGGUCUGACACCGAGUUGGUGAAAUGAUUAAUCUGUGCAGAUCCAUCAGUCUCAGCACCCCUGUGUGUCACGCACCGAGAACUGAAGGAGCGUUCCACAGGAAGGCAGGAUCACACAGCCAGGUCCCGUCUGAACUGUGCUGGUGCUGCUCUUUCGAGUCAGGGCCGCUGCAGACAGGCGAGGAGGUCGCUCUGUCGUUAAGAUGAAGUCCGCCAUCAUCCUGAAACGGCGGUGAAAUUCUGCGGAGGCGCCUGACCGUCUUGCCUCCGCACUGUUUUGGGCGCGCAGAAGAGAUGUCUUUCUCUGCCCCGGCCUGAGGACAGGAGAGCGGGGAAGCCAAAAGUCCACACCCACCCCCAGGGCCUCCUAACGGAUAUCCCAAACAUCCACCAUCAUGGAACGCAUCACCGGGGCCUUGGUGAAAUCCUGCUGACUCCUCACUAGCUGCUGGAAUAAGCUCAUUCAAAAUCACAGAGGACUGAGGACUGUCAAAGUUUGCUGGCACAGAGGAAUGCCAGCUGGAUAGCCCUCCAAAGCCACUUACUCAUGCCUGAAGUUUCUGCAUAAAAGCACUCUCACGCUUGGAACGGGGUACGAUUCAGUCUGUGGCUUUUGCAACUUUAGAGACUCCAGACCAUUUUUUAUGUUCUUGCUGUUUUUCUAAGUUUGUUUAUAUUAAAUUUACAUAUUGUUUUUUUUAAUAAUCAUAACAAACCAUAGAAGGGAGCCUAAUAUUGAACAUGACUCAUGGGGAAGAGCCUGGCUCUGAGACGCACCAGGAUUCAGCUGUUUUAACUUAUCUGGAAGGUUUACUAAUGCAUCAGGUGGCGAGUGGGCCAGGGGCCACGGCUACAAGGAGAUCUGAGGCGGGGCAUGGCAACCAGGAGCAGGGCAACAAGGCUGUAAGGACCUACCAACUGCCAAACCAUGGCACUAAACAGGAAGACAGGCGCGCGCCUUCGGGAGGAGCCACACAGCACCUUAAAAAGGCCAGGCUGCUCCGCUCGGAGGCCUGGAGCGAGCCUGAAAGCCAGCGGAUGGCUGCCCCUGUGGGGGACCUCAACGGUCAGAGCAGAGACCGCCACACUGGAGCUCUGGACGGCUCGCCUCAGGGGGAGAGCACCAUGCUGGCGUCCCUGCUCCAGUCAUUCAGCUCCCGGUUGCAGAGCGUGGCAAUGUCACAGCAGAUCACACACAACCUGAAAGGGCAGGACGCCCAGGUCAAUGAAGGCUCCCAGGGGGAUAAGGAGGCCGCGCCAUGCUUCGGAGCUGCCUCCAGUCGCCUGAAGGGCUUGAUGAAGAAGAGCAAACUCCAGAACCAUAACAGUGUGCCUUACCGCCGGCGGACCAGCCAGGAGAGGCUCACAGAGUCCCCCCACACAACGCAAAAUGCAGCUCGGCCAGCUGCUUCUGACUCUGUCUCCUGCGCAGCGCGGCUAAAAGCUGUGGCCAAUCUGGUGAAAAUCAGAUCCAGCCCUGCCCCCUCCCCAAAACCCAGCGUGGCCUGCAGUCAGCUGGCUCUGCUGCUCUCCAGCGAAGCUCAUCUGCAGCAGUAUUCCCGAGAGCAGACCUUAAAAGCACAAUUAUCUGCCCGAUCAGCCAGUGAGAGGCUUGCGGCCAUAGCCACACAGAAAACACAGGAUAAGAAGCUGCCCAACAUAGGACAGCCUCAGAUGGCCCCAGACAUGUUAAGCUCCUUAAAUGCCCAAAAGGGAACACUCCCGCAACCGGCAUUAGACUCCAGUAAACAGAGCCCGACCCUCAUUCCAGGACAGAGCAGAGCGGCCAGCUCCCCACGGACUGCACAUCCUUUCAGGGAAAAACGGCCCUUCGACAAACACGGUACGAGGCCCACACAGAAUUGCAGCAGCCUGCUCUUGCUCCUCCUGAACAGCCACAACCCACAGAAGCAGAUCAACGGCAGCGGUCACCUGGAUGACGACUAUGGUGUCUUUCCUAGCCGUAGUUCACCUCUGCUGUCCGACAGCGAGUACUCCAACCACGAGAACAGCCUGACCAAAGACAGCAGUGAUGCCGAGAGCUCGUACUCCAGCUGCUCUCCCAUUGACCUCUCUGUGAAGAGCAGGGCCUGCGGCACGGUGCCAGGGUCCUCCUCGUCUUCUCUGGACAAACUCACAGAGUCUCUGAUAAACAAGUGGAAGCCGGACACUCCCAGGCUGCGGGUCAGCGAGUCCAGGGAACCUGAGAAAAGCCCAGACGUGAAAUCCCAUCAUGAGGUCACCCUCAUGCAGUUGCUUCUGGAUCACAAAAAUAAUGAGAAGGUAAACAAAAUUACAGAUAAUCCAGAUUUACAGCCUGACAUAACCGCUAAACCCAAUAACGCACCUGCAGGCCGACUUACACCAGGUGCUGUGUGUGAGGAGACUAGGACACAGAGCCCUCCAAAUGGGGUAGCUGGUAGAAGUCUUCAUCCCUUGCCAACAUUCUCUCAUGGAAGAGACACAAAUGGUACAGCAUCGCCAUACAGUUUGUACACAUCUCCUCAUGUGCAGUCUAUCCCUUUGGAUCUGUGUAAAUCUAAGUCCUACUCAGGUGAAAAGGUUCGAGAGCCCGCAUUUAGCGCUAGUAAACUAUUACAAAAUUUAGCCCAGUGUGGAUUACAAAAUGCAUCCCCUUCCCCUCCACUGAAGGCCCCGAUGGCUCCUAGUAAAAGGCUGAGCCAGGAGCUUCAGGUGGAAAAACCUGUGACUUUGCUGGAGAGACUCAAUGCUCCAAUCCAGCGCAACAGAACCCCGGUUUUGGAGGGACCCCAUGGGAACUGUAUGCCGUAUGUGCCAGAAUCUUCACCCCCCGCGUCAGAGAUUGAGAAUCUCCUGGAGAGACGCACGGUUUUGCAGCUUCUUUUGGGGACUACCACCCACAAAGAGAAACCAAGCAGCAAGCGGAAUGGAUCAGCAGCUAAGGGCUCCUUGGAAAGGCAGGCUGACAAAUCAGUGACUUGUGACAGCCCCAAUGGGCCCUUGUUGGAUAUUAAGAUCAAGACUGAGCCUAGAGAGGAGGGUCAGUUGUCAAACAGUUACGAAGAGCUGGAAAAAUGCCAAACAGAGAGCAGGGGAUAUGAGAGACUCAGCCCCCUCUUGGUUCCCUGGAGAGAGGUAAAAGUAGAGCCCUCUUCUACAGAAGCUGUCCCUAAAGAUGGUCUCCUGAGCCAGCUUUUGAAACAACGGACCAGAACCUACCCAGCAGACACCCAGCUGGAUUUGCACAAAGGCAGUGUGAAAGAAGAGCGGGAGGAGCAUCAGGGAGCAUCGGUCCCGAAAAAGAGGAAGCUCUGCUGGGGGUUUGAGGAUCCCAUGAUCAGUGAGCCUGGUCUGCGAAUGGUGGACAGAGUUGCACAUCAGGACAGCAGUGAUAGCCGCUCUGUUUCUGGGACGCCCGAUCGAAGAAGGCCAACAAGCUCGCCAGAGGUCCACACUCCAGUCCAGUCUCCUCCUCGGGACGGGAGGAAUUUCAACGUCUUGAAGCAGCUCCUCCUUUCUGACAACUGCCUGAAGGAUCUCUCCCAGCCCAGGAGUGCUGCCAGCCCUUCCACUGUGCAGGGCGGCUACAGGAUCAAUGGAAACGUUGCAAACAAGCCGGGCUACAAUCAUGAGCUCAUCAGCUCGCAGUGGAGCCCCGGUCCCCUGGGGCCCAGUCGCACAGACUUCAGAACUGUGACCACGGCCUCAGUGAGCAACAGCACCCCGGGGUCGCCUUGGGGCUCCCACGGGGUGCAUCAGGAGUCUCCCAAACUGAACCUCAUCCCCAUCAAAAGAGAGAGCGAGGGGCCCAUCCAGUGGACGAUCAGCAGUGAGGAGAAACAGGACCCCUGCCCUGAUUCUCCACGACUGACUAGGUCUAACCCCAUUUUGUACUAUAUGCUUCAGAAGGGUCAUUCUCGCCUUCGAAAGGAGGGCAGAGAGCAGGGGGACAUGGAGCAGUGUGCAAUGAAGGUGAAGGAGGAGCCUGUGGCGGAGAGGAGGGCUUAUGACCGUAGACUGAGCUGGAAACGUCACUCUCCGUCACACGAUGAGACACAAGGCUAUGAUGGGGAAAGGCUCAAUGGGUCUCUGGAAAAAUGCUAAUUAUUAAACCUAAAGACAAGAGAAGGGACUUCUACCCCAGACUGAAAAGUUGUAUCAUUUUCAGUUUGUGUCCAUUUUGCUUAAACUGGUUUGAUUAUUUCAAUUUUGUUUAGAAGGAAACAUAAGCAGUGGAGGCAAGGAGAUUACAAAUACUGGUAAUCAGACCAAUUAACAAAACCCAAAGCAUCUUUUAUAAUCAGAAUGGUUUACCUUUGUCUGUAAUCCAUAAGUAUUUCUCUGGUUUAGGUCUUAAUCUUAAAGUUUAGUGUAGUUGAACUGUAAGAAGUUGAACUGUAAGAACUCCUAAUGCUGAGGAUUUUAAAAAUUUAAUUCCCCAAAUUUGGUGACUAUCACCAGCACCCACUAUCUCCGUUAAUACAUUAUUUGAACACUUCUGUGCUGCCCUGUCUUCUAUGAAGUGAUUCCAGUAAUAUGUGAUUAUAAGUUAGAUGAGUAUUUCACACACUUACCACUUGAUGUGUCCUCCUUACCUUUCAGAUUUCCCAUAAUGCAGUGAAAUGAAGUAUUAAAAGGCACACUUAUUACUAAUUCCAUAAAAUUAAUACUGAAUUGUUCUACUUUGUGUUGUACUUCUGUUGGACAUUUUCAGAAAUCUGAACAUUUACAAAGAGACUGUAAACUCUUCUGAAAGCACUGUGGCCUUGUUAAUUAACCCCUGCUGUACAGGGCCAAGUACUACAUGAUUCGAUUUAACCACACACAGAAAUGCUUCAGUGAGCUGCAGAGGGCUGGUGAUGGGAAGGACAGCAAAUCAUUAAAAUCAUGUCCAUAUCAGAAUCUCAUUUGUGCACUAUGCAUGGCGGAUUUACUGUGAAAAUACCACCGUUUGAAAACAUUUUAACCCUGGAAUAUAUGGAUGUAGCAUAUACAUAUUUUCAGUGCUUCAGAUUCAACUCCCUGGAAAGAUCCUGCGUUAUUGAUUUUUUUUUUCUUUGCUGUCCCUGAAACCAGAUGGGAAUCGGUAAGUGACAGCAUGUAGGCCAGGGAUGGGCAGUUCUGACCUUGGGGGCUCACAGUGUCUAAGUGAAAGAUAACUGUAAAAGGUCCCCCUUGCCCAUCCCUAACUUAGAGAAAGUCCAGGAUACAAGUCAGUCAAGGGCAGUUUAAGAGGUGACAGUUUAAGUUAGCAAUCAGUUUAACAGUCCCCUUGCAUAUCACAUACAUUUUUCUUUGGUUUCUAAUUGAACCUCUUGGUGUCGUAAGGUGUUUUUGGCAUGUAAUGAGAGAUCUGUAUAUCAGUGUUGUGACCUUUGCUUUAGAAAUGUAUUUUAUUUAUUAUGUUGUAGGUUAUGUUGUGAUGAAUUGUGCUCUUUAGUCACCCAUUAACAUUGCAACAAAGCCAAAUUAGAAAUAAACCAUUUUAAAACUGUGAAACUGUGGAGAAGAGGCAUCAUGGACAAUGUGCUUAUUACACAAAUGAAGGGGUGAGCUCUGUGUAGUAGAAGAUUGUUAGUCAUCAUUAGUAAAGACAGUAUGAAAGGUAAUGUCUGUAUGGAAAGUGAAACUAGGGUUAGGCCCCAACAUUUCCAUUUGAUCCAGCUGUUCUUUAUAUGUUAAUAGUAGAGGCUAGAUCUUGUCAGCAUCCCUUCACACACCUUAAUGUAUGAGUACAAUGCCAUUACUGUGAGCAAGGGCACAUUGGCAAGUUAAAAAAAGUGUCAGAAACCAAAUCUGACACCUGCAUGAGCCUGAUGUAGUUCAUUAAGUUCUUUUUUCCACUCCAGAAAGAAAGCAGGUCAGAUAAGACGCAAC